Molecule: messenger RNA, 1605 nt
Organism: Colletotrichum graminicola M1.001
Lineage: Eukaryota; Fungi; Ascomycota; Sordariomycetes; Glomerellales; Glomerellaceae
Product: cytochrome P450
Exons: 4
Coding region: 1-1605 (534 amino acids)
Biological process (GO): sterol metabolic process
Molecular function (GO): oxidoreductase activity, acting on paired donors, with incorporation or reduction of molecular oxygen; heme binding; iron ion binding
Source: RefSeq, a predicted model, not a curated record
AUGGCUUCAGUGGUCAUCGACACGCCCGUCGCGCAGGCCGAGCUGCAGCAAACAUGGUCCAACAGUACAUCACACUUCCCGGGUAGCCUCCCGGGCUUCUUCGCCGGCUGGCCUACUUGGCAGUAUGCUGUGACAUUUCUGCUCGGUGUUGUAGUCUACGAUCAAAUUAUGUACCUCAAACGCAAAGGUUCAAUCGCAGGUCCCGCGUUCAAGAUUCCACUCAUGGGACCCUUCCUUCAAGCCCUGCAUCCAAAAUUCGAGGAAUACCUAGCACAAUGGGCGAGCGGUCCCCUAAGCUGUGUAUCCGUCUUCCACAAGUUCGUUGUGCUUGCGUCCGACCGAGACAUCGCCCACAAGGUCUUCAAAUCACCCGCCUACGCCGAGCCGUGCAUCGUGCCCAUCGCCAAGGACAUCCUCGGUCAUAAGUCCUGGGUCUUCCUCCAGGGCAAAGCCCACGCCGAGUACCGCCGGGGCCUGAUGCCCCUGUUCACCAACAAGGCCAUGGCUACCUACCUCCCUGUCCACGAGAAGGUGCUGGGCGACUACUUUGCCAAGUUCGUCGCCGCGAGCGAGGCGGAGCAGGGAGGACCGACGGCCUUCAUGGCGCUCUUCCGCGAGAUCAACUGCGCCCUCUCGUGCCGCACCUUUUUUGGCGACUACAUCUCCCAGGACGCUGUGGAGAAGAUCGCCAACGACUUCUACCUCGUCACCGCCGCCCUCGAGCUCGUCAACGUCCCGCUGUCCAUGUACGUCCCUUUCACCAAGGUCUGGCGGGGCAAGCGCGUGGCCGACGCCGUGCACGCCGAGUUUGCCGCCUGCGCCGCCGCCUGCAAGGCCAGGAUGGCCGCGGGCGCCGCACCGACCUGCAUCGUCGACCACUGGGUGCUCCACAUGAUGGAGUCGGAGCGGUACCGCGCGCGGGUCGCCGCGGGGGACGACGCGGGCGCCGCACGGCCGGCCAACGUGAUCCGGGAGUUCACCAAUGAAGAGAUCUCCGAGACCCUCUUCACCUUCCUCUUCGCGUCCCAGGACGCGUCCAGCAGCGCCACGACCUGGCUGUUCCAGAUCCUCGCCCAGCGGCCCGACGUCGUCGAGCGCGUGCGCGCCGAGAACCUGGCCGCGCGGGGCGGCGACGCGACCAGGCCCUUUGACCUGCCGAUGCUCGAGUCCCUCACGUACACCAACGCCGUGGUCAAGGAGGUCCUGCGCCUCCGACCGCCCGUCAUCUUCGUGCCCUACCUCGCGACCAAGAAGUUCCCCGUUACGCCCAGCUACACGGUCCCCAAGGGGUCCAUGAUUAUCCCGUCGUGCUACCCGGCCCUGCACGACCCGGAGGUCUACCCCAACCCGGACCUCUUCGACCCGGACCGCUGGAUCACCGGGGACGCCGAGUCCAAGACCAGGAACUGGCUCGUCUUCGGCGCGGGGCCGCACGACUGCCUCGCCAGGCGGUACGUGCCGUUGACGAUGGCGGCGAUGAUCGGCAAGGCGACCUUGGAGGUUGACUGGAAGCAUCACGCGACGGCAAAGUCGGAAGAGAUCAGAGUCUUUGCGACGCUGUUUCCUAUGGAUGAUUGCCAGUUGAGUUUCACCCGGCGGUCUUAG